AUGACUUUAACAAUUUGUAGGAGUUUUUCAAAUUUUAGAAAUUGUGUUAUACCUAUAGUAAAUAAUAAUAGACAUACUAAUAAUUAUUGUACAGUGCAAUUUUCAAAUAGGAGUGAAGAAAACAAAUGUUUUGUUAUACAAGAUGUAAUUAAUAAAUGGAAGAAUGAAUUUGAAGUGUCGGAUAUUUCGGAACCUAAGCAAUCUAUUGAAUAUAUAUUGGCACAUGUGCUGGCACACAAAACAAUUUCAGAUGUGAAUAAAAGCUGCCACCGGCACGUCUCAACAGCCCAACUAAAGUUAAUCGAUAAGUUAUGCCAAUGCCGAAUGGCACACAUGCCCGUGCAAUACAUUAUAGGAGAAUGGGACUUCAAAGACUUAACAUUAAAAGUGGUACCACCUGUAUUUAUACCACGACCAGAGACUGAACAAUUAGUCGAUCUAGUUUUACAACAUUUCAUAAACAAAUCCUCAAUGUCUUUGAAAAUACUUGAAAUUGGCUGUGGUUCUGGGGCUAUUAUCUUAGCAUUGUUGAAACAACUACCAAAGCUUAAGGCUACAGCAGUGGAUCAGAGUCUCCACGCUUGUCGAACAACGUUAGAUAAUGCUUUGGCUUUGGGAUUAUCAGAGCGUUUGCGUUUAUUGCAAGCGAAACUGUCUGAUGAUAAUUUGUUGACUCAGGUGCUGGAAGGGCCUUAUGAUUGUGUCGUGAGCAACCCUCCUUAUGUACCUACAGGGGAUUUAGUUAAAUUGCAACCGGAAAUCAAAUUAUAUGAAGAUUUAAGAGCACUAGAUGGUGGCCCCGAUGGACUGACUGUUAUAAAACCAAUAUUAAAACUAUGCUCACAGAAAUUAAUUAUAAAUGGAAGUGUCUUCUUAGAAGUCGAUACAACACAUCCAGAAUUAUUAGCAAAAUGGUUGCAAGAGGAAAACGAUAAGCAUAAAUUUAAUUUAAGACUUAAGGAUGUAUAUAAAGAUUUUGCUGGUAAAAAUAGAUUUGUUAGAAUCGAAAGAAUUAGUUGAAUGGGUAUGGAUUUAGGUUUAAAUUUAUACUUGACAUGGUAAAUGAAUUUAUUUAUAAUGUAAGAAGUUGUUAAUUGACUUUCUUAUA
Ctenocephalides felis (cat flea) is the source of this 1108-nucleotide messenger RNA. Its product is annotated as hemK methyltransferase family member 1-like. Gene Ontology annotation, cellular component: mitochondrion. Gene Ontology annotation, molecular function: nucleic acid binding; protein methyltransferase activity. The transcript is spliced from 4 exons. The record is from RefSeq and is a predicted model, not a curated record. Gene Ontology annotation, biological process: protein methylation. NCBI's taxonomy places the organism in Eukaryota, Metazoa, Arthropoda, Insecta, Siphonaptera, Pulicidae. Bases 1 to 1020 code for a protein of 339 amino acids.